AUGGCUCAACGUCUCACCUACAGACGCCGCUGCUCUUACAACACUCGCUCUAACCGCGUUAAGGCUGUCAAGACACCUGGUGGAAAGUUAGUUUUCCAAUACCAAAAGAAGCCUGUCAAGGCUCCCCGUUGUGGUGACUGUGGCGAAAAUCUCGCUGGUAUCAAGGCUCUCCGUCCCCGUGAAUUCGCCACUAUCUCAAAGACCAAGAAGACUGUCAGCCGUGCCUAUGGUGGUUCUCGCUGCGCUCACUGUGUCAGAAACCGCAUUGUCCGUGCUUUCUUGAUCGAAGAACAAAAGAUUGUCAAGAAGGUCCUCAAG
Rhizopus microsporus ATCC 52813 is the source of this 318-nucleotide messenger RNA. Its product is annotated as 60S ribosomal protein L34. Gene Ontology annotation, cellular component: ribosome. Lineage: Eukaryota; Fungi; Mucoromycota; Mucoromycetes; Mucorales; Rhizopodaceae. Gene Ontology annotation, biological process: translation. The transcript is spliced from 3 exons. The annotation marks the transcript as partial. The record is from RefSeq and is a predicted model, not a curated record. Gene Ontology annotation, molecular function: structural constituent of ribosome.